Molecule: messenger RNA, 1072 nt
Organism: Phytophthora nicotianae INRA-310
Lineage: Eukaryota; Oomycota; Peronosporomycetes; Peronosporales; Peronosporaceae
Exons: 1
Coding region: 75-893 (272 amino acids)
Molecular function (GO): metal ion binding
Source: RefSeq, a predicted model, not a curated record
GGAUUCUCCGUGUGUUGAGAACGUCAAGCAGAGGACGAGCGGGAAGCACUUCAAUAUCAACACUAGCGUCUAGUAUGGGUGUUUCGGUGACUGCGUGCGACUCGCCUCUGGCACUACGCGACGUCAGCAGCCCGCAGUCCAGCAAGGAGAGCGGCAGUCCGCCACAGUGGCGCCCCGACGCCGCCAGCGACUCGUGCUUGUGCUGCGGUAACGACUUCUCCAUCUGGACGCGCCGUCGUCACCACUGCCGCGCCUGCGGAGAACUCGUGUGCGGUGAGUGCUCACCUUUCUCCGUACGACUGCCAGAACUCGGCUACAAAGGUCGCGUGCGCGUAUGCACGCACUGCCACGCGUUGGCCGAGUCCACGCUGGCCACGUCCGACUCAACGGACUCGCUCUCCGGGCUCGAGUCUGCAGCUGCGUCUAGUGAAUCCUCGGACAAUGAGCAGCUGGGUGACGUCGAGGAGGAUCUUGUGUUCCGCGCUGUCGAUGUGCUUGCCCAGACCUCACGCGACAAGCGCUCCAAGGUCCAGUACCAGUACUUCGUUCAGUCCGAGGCGGUGAGCUGGCUCAUGGACGCUGGCAUCAUGUCGAACCGUACGGGCUGCGCGGCGCUCUUCAUGCGCCUCGUUGACUAUGGUUACGUGACUCUCAAGCCAUGGAAAGGCUCGGGCCGUAGCGCCUUCUACAUCUUGAGUGAGGAGGUGUCCAUCGAGAACCGCACUUCCCACUACGACACGGCCAUCCAUUCGGAGACGAGCAAGUGCCGCAACUGCGCGCAAUCGUUCCAGAAGGCGCUCGCUCCAGCCGACGGCUUCUGCUCCAUCGACUGCAAGACCAACGCGCUCAUCAGCCAGUCGGACUCGGCUCGCAUCCGUCGCUUCUGCAAUUAAGGCCGCACCCUUCAGUCCCGUGACAAGCAUCUCCUUUUUAUCUAUCGGCGCCCCUGGUGGCGACGUCCGUCCUGUAUUAUAGACUGUUCGAUGUGUAUUUACGAAGAAUUCAUGUAGCUAAGGUGUCGGUGCUAACUUGCACAAUUGCACCGCACGAUAAGAUAUUUUUCAUCAACGCA